Patiria miniata (bat star) is the source of this 1611-nucleotide messenger RNA. RefSeq lists its product as uncharacterized. Lineage: Eukaryota; Metazoa; Echinodermata; Asteroidea; Valvatida; Asterinidae. The record is from RefSeq and is a predicted model, not a curated record. The transcript is spliced from 5 exons. The coding region runs from base 1 to 1374 and encodes 457 amino acids.
AUGAGCUUCAAAUUCACAUUGUUACUUCUGAAGAAAGGCGAACUAUGGCAACCUUCAACACAGGAUACUCCAGUUGCAGAUACUAUUCCAUCAUCAGGAACUGCAGCUACUGGAUCUGGAGACACUACCCCUGCUUGCAUGGCCUCAUCACCAGCACGAGCUGUGACGAUUGCUGAAGGCUCAUCAAAUGCUGGUGAGGCUAGUCCCACAUCAUGUCGACUUACAUCAUCGAGCCCACUUCCCACAUUCAGUCCUCGUAUAGAACACCACCUCAAAUCGGCAACAGAGUCAAGGAUUUGGAGGGAACUAAUUUCGGAAUCAGCGAACUUCUACGUUUGCAAAUAUCCGGAACUAGGCAGCCCAGGAGAGUACCAGAUGAUUGGAAGAAAGAUGUUCUCAGCCUUUCCAAGCAUUGCACGUGAAGGAGACAAGGAGUGGUCGUUCUUCACCAAGUGUCUGAGUCAGCGAAUCAGACACAUAAGAUGGGCUGAAAAGAAGAAGACACAACCCCCAAAAAGGCAGAGUGAUAAUCCACGCUUGAGUUCUGCCAAAGCGCCCCGUGUGGGACAUGUCCAUCUGCUGCAGAAAGACGUUUCAUCAUUGACUGCUGAUGACUAUGAGAAUCAUCUUGCUGAAGUAAGACGAGAAUGGAGUAAAGGCAACACCAAGAACAAGAACCACUUGAUGCUCCUCCUUAGUGAAACCUUCGCCUGCAACCAGCAAUGGAUCAAAAGUUUACCAGAUUCCAAAAUGGAGCCAAUCCUGCAGAAAAUACCAUGCUACCAAGAUGGCAGUCUGGUCAUUCAUGAUUUCCUGAAAAUCAUUGGAGAAAGCAGCUUGGACUCCAUUCUAAACAAGAUGGAGAUUUUCCUGACCGUGGUGGAAAGUCUCAUCGGCACAUCAACAAAGGAACCUGAGAGGAUAAUCCCUGUUAUCCGCCAUGUUGAGAAGGCAACAGCUUUUGACAAAGGCAAGGGUGUGAAAAGCAAGUCUGUCAUCACCAUUAAAGAGGAUAUCUCAGAUGAUGAAGUUGAAGAAGUCUUGAAGACAGGAGACCGGGACCCACCCCAUUUGCUGGUUCUAAAAAAAGGUGGUACAAUUGCUGGCACAUUUGUCGUUGGUGAUACUGUAAGCAUUAUGUGCCACUCAACCAGUGACAAGUCUAUAACAUCAGCGAUGCUCACAUUGAUUGCUGUAUACUAUGUGUUCGAUCUAGAUUAUCCAAAGAUCUAUUCCCAGCUUCUGGGCACACUUCAGUCACAUGUAGUAGGUGGCAUUCCAUUUGAUGGAAAAAAAAGUGCCAAGUUCAGGUCCUUCAGUAAUGUACUGGAUAAAAAACUGUUAAUAACUUCAAGACUUAAAAGAACUAUGUGAUGGAACUAAAUGACCGAAAACCAAAGAAACUAUAAAACCAAAACCCAAUGUUUAAACCUAGAACUAUAACCAGAGAACAAGGACAGACCAAAAACCAACACAGUGUGUAAAUUAUAAUGAAUCUGUAAGCUCACUCUAACUUCAAUCUGCAAAAACAAGAAAACACAUGGAAACUAAGAUGAGAAACAUAAUCUAAUGAAUAUUCAGUAGGCAAUAAACAGUUCUGGCACACAAAGG